AUGGCAACGCAGUUCGACUCUCUUCGCUCGCAGUACCGAGAGUCACUGCAGGCGUUCAACGCUGGCCCCGAUGACUUUCGGCUCCUGGACAUCGUACCCCCUGAAAGCGAACUGAAUGCCCGGCCAGGGAGUCUUUAUGUCCUUGACUCUUCGUUUAACCCCCCGACCAUCGCGCAUACCCAGAUGGUGACCGCUGCAGUGAAAGCAGCAAACGCAGAAGGAUCCCCGCCGUCAAGGCUGCUAUUGUUAUUAGCGAUUCAAAACGCAGAUAAACAACCGAGGCCAGCUUUAUUCGAAGAUCGUAUUGUCAUGAUGCGGCUGGCUGCAGAAGAUAUCCAACAGGCUCUAGCCCAAGAUACCACCCGGGACGAAGACGGGCGAAUCUGUAACGUUGCGAUUGACAUCGGGGUUACGAAACGCCCAUACUUUGUGGAUAAAGCAGUGGCCAUCGCAGGCGAUGGCGGUAUCUAUCCCAAGGAGGUAGAACAAGUCCAUCUGACGGGAUAUGAUACACUGGUUCGGAUUUUUGAACCAAAAUACUACCCUUCUGGAGAUCUUAGCGUUCUGGGCUCCUUCUUUAGCUCAAACAGGCUCAGGGUAACCAUACGGCCCGGUAGCAGCUGGGGAUGUACGGAGCGGCAGCAGUCCUUUCUCACCGACCUCGCCAGAGGUAUAGCGGAGAACCGGGGCGCAAAGAGGGAAUGGGCAAGCCGUAUCGAGCUUGUAGGGAGCAAUGCAGUUGGCAGAGAGCCAGUAAGCUCAACUAUUGCCAGAGACGCAGCCAAAGGUGACCUAAAACAACUCUUUAAACUUGUCACGCCGCGGGUGCAUGAGUAUAUCAAGAACCAACAACUCUAUGCCACCGACGGAUAA
Molecule: messenger RNA, 873 nt
Organism: Nannizzia gypsea CBS 118893
Lineage: Eukaryota; Fungi; Ascomycota; Eurotiomycetes; Onygenales; Arthrodermataceae
Product: cytidylyltransferase
Exons: 1
Coding region: 1-873 (290 amino acids)
Cellular component (GO): cytoplasm; nucleus
Molecular function (GO): ATP hydrolysis activity; nicotinamide-nucleotide adenylyltransferase activity
Source: RefSeq, a predicted model, not a curated record